AUGACGCCCUCCCACGACAUCCACCUCGGUGCAGCCGCCCUCCUCCUCGGUACGAUCCACCUCCCUUCACCCUCCACCUUCCACCCCCCACCUUCCACCCCUUCCUCGCCUCGAGCAAUCACUCGAGCUCUCAUUUCCACCUCAGGGCUGUGCGCGGUGCAGAUCCACGGCGUGAUGAAGGUCGGAAACGAGAGUGGUCUCGGACAGUGCUUCGUCUGCCACUCCAUGAAUCAGAGCCAAGGGGAGAAGUGCGUCGACCUCAAUCUCACCGCGUUCAACGUUCCCGUCGAAGACUGCGCCCCCGAUUACUGUUUGGUCCGCCGUUACAAGUACGCCAUCCACAACGACACCCAGAAGUGGCACACGUGGGCCGUCCGUCGGAACUGCACCGACGAGUGCCACCCCGGCUGCGUCCUGAUGGGCCAGCGGACCAAGAUCCACAUCUGCACCUCCUGCUGCACCACGCACCUGUGCAACGUGGGGGACCAGGCCCCGUCCGCCCUCGGCCCCCAGCGGCUCCUCCUUCUGCCCUCCUUGGUGGCCGUGACCCUCCUCGGCACUUGACUCGAGCGAGGUCGAGUGAGGUCGAGCGAGGUCGAGUGAGGUCGAGGGAGGUCGAGUUUCCUGCGUUUCGCUCCGAAGCCCCGAAAAAGACGUGCAGUCUCGGUUUGUGCAAUCUCAGUCUUCGCGUUUAGGAUUUUCCAGGACAAUAAACUUGUUUUUACCCCG
This is a messenger RNA of Darwinula stevensoni, 729 nucleotides long. NCBI's taxonomy places the organism in Eukaryota, Metazoa, Arthropoda, Ostracoda, Podocopida, Darwinulidae. The record is from the annotation of a GenBank genome assembly.